AUGACGAGAUCAAAGGUUGCCAUCCUCCCAUUGUUCCUGUUGUUCGUGGUUCUGUCAGGAUCCUGGACGACUUGCAGUCGUCCGGCCGCUGCCGCGAGGCCGCUGCUGGCUCACGACGACGACGACGACAGCCGUUGGGUCGAGCAGGCGGCCCCUGCCGGCAUUGGCUUGGUCGCGGUGCUGCAGUCUGUCUGGAGGCCGUGGCACCAGCUGCUGCCUCUAGAAAUGAAGCAGGCUGGACUCUCGUGUAGUACGUGGGACCCCAACAAUCUCUGCCCACCACCAGCACCAAGGGGGCCAUGA
This is a messenger RNA of Miscanthus lutarioriparius, 303 nucleotides long. The record is from the annotation of a GenBank genome assembly. Lineage: Eukaryota; Viridiplantae; Streptophyta; Magnoliopsida; Poales; Poaceae.